AUGGAUAGGCUCAAAACAGACAUCACCAACCCAAGAGGAAUACCCCAGGCCAAGUUCAUAGAUAAUGUUUCCGCGUUCGUGAAAUCUGACGACGAUGUUACGAGGCUGUUACAGGAGUGUGAAGAGAGACUGAAUCAAUACCGUUUCAUGGAAAGUAACAAGAAGGAAACUCUUAGGAGUCUGAGACUCAAAGUGCCCGACAUCGACAAAUCACUGGCAAUGGUUCGUUUUCUCCAGACCCAGAAAAAGACUGGAAACGAGGAAUUUGAUCUCAACUACGAGCUCAAUGAUACGCUCUAUUCCACGGCCUCGGUGGACGUUGAAAAUCUAGAUUCUGUGUGUCUUUGGCUGGGGGCCGACGUGAUGCUCGAGUAUCCUCUGGAUGAAGCCAUUGAGCUACUGGAAGGAAGACUCAAGACGGCAACUGAGAGUCUUGAUAUAACCAAGGAGGACUUGGAGUAUUUGAGGGAGAAUAUUACAACGAUGGAGGUCAAUACAGCACGGGUUUAUAAUUACGAUGUUGCCAGGAGAAAAGUCAAGGCAUAA
This is a messenger RNA of Kuraishia capsulata CBS 1993, 546 nucleotides long. RefSeq lists its product as uncharacterized. Gene Ontology annotation, biological process: protein folding; tubulin complex assembly; microtubule-based process. Gene Ontology annotation, molecular function: tubulin binding. Lineage: Eukaryota; Fungi; Ascomycota; Pichiomycetes; Pichiales; Pichiaceae. Gene Ontology annotation, cellular component: cytoplasm; prefoldin complex. The transcript has 2 exons. Bases 1 to 546 code for a protein of 181 amino acids. The record is from RefSeq and is a predicted model, not a curated record.